CAGGCUGGUUUCCGGUAGUUUGCGGCGGUGCAAAGAAGAAGGAAGCCUGUACCUCUACAAAAUUUGUGUCACCUUGUGAAAAUGAGUGGCUGUACUCUUCGACAACAAAGGCUUGCUAUAAACGAAUCGGUGACUACGGUGGGUUCAAGUGGCCGGAGGCUCGAAGUCGUUGCCAAGCCCUUGGAGCGGAUCUUGUUUCUAUCCAUUCGGCAGAUGAAAACAGGAUUGUGGCAGAAUUGGCCGAUCACUACAGCCACGCUUUGGCGCCGGUGAUAUGGUAUGAUGUGGCCGGGACGUGGAUUGGGGCGGAACGGGCAGGACACGGAAGAAUGAACUUUACAUGGUCUGAUGGUACCAAGUUUGACUAUGCGAUAUGGGCGCAUGGCUCGAGGACCGAGCAGCCGUACGUCGAGAUGUUCACAGCACGCUUCAACUUUAGCCAGAGUCAAGUCGACGACGCCUUGUUGUACUUGAACCAAUGGAACGAUAUGCAGGAUUACACGCUCUGUUCCAGUGCUGUUUGCAAGAAAGCUGCUAAAUUUCAAGGCACU
This is a messenger RNA of Mesorhabditis spiculigera, 551 nucleotides long. The record is from the annotation of a GenBank genome assembly. Lineage: Eukaryota; Metazoa; Nematoda; Chromadorea; Rhabditida; Rhabditidae.